Exophiala viscosa is the source of this 2080-nucleotide messenger RNA. Its product is annotated as arsenical pump membrane protein. Lineage: Eukaryota; Fungi; Ascomycota; Eurotiomycetes; Chaetothyriales; Herpotrichiellaceae. The coding region runs from base 168 to 1889 and encodes 573 amino acids. The record is from RefSeq and is a predicted model, not a curated record. Gene Ontology annotation, biological process: transmembrane transport. The transcript is spliced from 3 exons. Gene Ontology annotation, cellular component: membrane.
GUUACGGUUACCUUAGGUACCUAGUUACAAACCUCCACAUUCGUUUGUGAAGGGUUGCACUGCCUCCGCGAGGCUCGAUCUCCUUCGCGAAGGACUGUAAUAAUCCUCCAACAUCAUGAGAUCCGAUACCUGACCUUACCGUUACCGCCGCUCUCACCGACAGUAAGAUGAGCGAUGGCGGGCAACAAGACCAUCUGAACGGCCACAGUGCGUUCAUCCUAGCAGUGUUUUGCAUCGUCUCGAUCUUUGUCAUCUGGCCAGUCCGCAUCCCUCUACCACGAUCUUUGCAGCGAGUAUUACUGGCGACCCUGCGAUGGUCUCGCAUAAUAUCACAUCGCGACCAUGAUCUCUUAGCUGGUCGGCGGCUAUAUUUCUCGUUGUCGCUCAAGACUGCCCCAGUCAUCGCUGUGAUAUUGCUCUUGGCUACAACUACGAUACAUGGCAGCACGAUCAAGCUGGGAAUCAAAGGUGACGACAGUAUCAAACCAUAUGAUGUCCUGGUUCUUUUCAUCUCUUUGGCCUACAUAUCCAUCGCGCUCGAUGGUACGGGUGCACUUGAAGCCGUCGCGCUAUGGGUGUCCAAGAGAGGUGGCAGUUCAGGCCGCUUGCUGUUUACCUACCUCUACUCAUUCUUCCUAGUCACGGCUUGCAUUGUUGGCAACGACCCUCUGAUUCUGUCCGGAACACCUUUCCUUGCAUACUUGACGCAGCAUACCCAGCUGGAGCCGGAAGCAUGGAUUUUCAGCGAAUUCAUGGCCGCGAACACCGCUUCAGCCGUACUCGUGUCCUCUAAUCCGACCAAUAUUCUCAUCGCAGGGAGUUUCUCACUGAAUUAUCUGACGGACUUCACAAAAUGGACCAUUUUACCUUCAAUCAUCCCGGCUAUUCUGACCUAUCCGAUAUUGAUGGCCAUGUUCCGCAAGAAGAUCCCAAAGAUACUGACUCCUCUGCAAGACAAUCCUUGGCUGAAGCUGCGGGACCGAACUGGUGCCAUCGUGCUGAGCUCACUUAUGCUCGUCACCGUUGCUGUACUCGUCGGCACUAGUUUCGUUCCCGGUCAUGCGGUGGAAGUCUGGAUGGUCACAAUGCCAGCAGGUAUCUUGGCGUUCCUUUUCAACAUAAUAAGCGACAUCUUCAGCUUCAGAAAACAAAAGACAGCUGCCAAACAACAAUCAGCCGAUCCGUCAGCCGAAACCGAUGGCAUUCGCAGAGCCGGAGUCAAUCCCACCGAACAGCAUCCCCUGGGCAAUUCCAAGGAGCGAGCAGAAGGCGAGCAAGAAUCAUCACCCUCAAUAAAUCCGGAACAGCAGAAAUAUCCUGAGGAAGACGGCGCCACAUUCAUGUCAGUCAUGCGAACCCUGGCCAGUCGAUUUCCCGGAACAACACGAACACUCGCUCGCCUGCCUAUCCCGCUCUUACCAUUCGCCAUGUGCGAAUUUAUCCUGGUUCGCGGCCUGCAGCAACGAGGCUGGAUCGCCGUAUUCGCCCGAGGUUUCGCGAACGCAUGCACAACGCCGGCCAAGACAGUGUUCUUCAUGGGUUUCGUCAGCGCAGCAUUCCUAUGUCCGCUCGCCGGAACCAAUAUCGGCGCCACGAUCAUCCUGGUUGAGAUUAUGCGUGAUUCUGCGUUCUCCGGUUCUCCUCCCGCACUGGCAGAUCCGCGAAUACUCCUUGCAGCGAUCUAUUCUGUUGCCAUGGGUAGUAAUAUUGGGGCAUUCAGUUAUACAUUCGCGGGCAGUCUUGCGGGACUUCUGUGGCGCGAGUUGCUAGCUGACAAGGGCAUCAAGGUCAGUCAGCUGAAGUUCGCGCUUGUAAAUGCGCUUCCACUGUUGAUGCAGAUUACUACUGCGUCAGCCAUAGUCCUUGGUGAAGUUUAUUGGUUCAGCUAGGGACAAUACAGCUGUACAAAGGCAUUGUUGCACGUCAGCUAGAUUGCAAACGACGCAAUCAGAUACCUCACAACGUGCACCGUGUAAAAUAGGAUCCCAGCCCGAACAUCCUUCCAUCUACUCAUAGGAUAUGAGAGGGGGAGGAGCAAGGCUGUAAAAGCAGCAAGACAUAUCUCAAUUCCAAGGCUAGC